AUGGCAAGCGAGCAAGAUAUUACUGCCCUCAAAAGGCGUCGCGUAGUAAUUCAAGGUGCAUGUACGCGAACCAAAACCUUUGUCGAAUCACUCGAAACUAUUAUACCUUCCAUAGCGGCGCAACUAGAAGAACGUCGAACUAAAUUAAACGAUAAUUGGUCUGAGUAUCAAAAUGUACAGUUACAGAUAGAAAUUUUUGACAAGGGCGAAUCAAACCACCGCGCCGGUUUCGAAAAUGCAUUUUACAUUCUAGCAGCCAGAAUACGCGAGUUACUGGCACCACAGGUCCUACCGCGAAACCAAACCACGCCAUCCCCUUCCCUUUCAAAUACGUCUGAAAUACCGAGAGCGACUACACACUCAAUCAUACACGCUAACGCCUCCAUCAAUGAGGUGCAAAAAUUGCAAUACCUGAAUGGCUGCUUGAGGGAUGACGCGAGUAAGGUUAUCAAUUCUUUAGAAAUUUCGGCUCUGAAUUAUGAAGUGGCUUGGAACUUAUUAAAGGAACGGUAUGACAAUAAACGAAUCAUAGUACAUAACCACAUAAAGGCCAUCAUGGACUUGCCGUGCAUGACUAAGGAAAACCUUACAGAGUUACGUCAAAUUGCGGACGGUGCCACAAGGCAUGAUUAA
Molecule: messenger RNA, 633 nt
Organism: Vollenhovia emeryi
Lineage: Eukaryota; Metazoa; Arthropoda; Insecta; Hymenoptera; Formicidae
Exons: 2
Coding region: 1-633 (210 amino acids)
Source: RefSeq, a predicted model, not a curated record